UGAAGCUUCAAACAGCUGAGAGAGUGUGCAAAGAAAAAGAAGAACAAGAAGAAAGAUAAAGAAGAUAAAGGAAAAAACAACAACCAUGAUGGGACACUGGCCACUCACAGUCCUGGUGACCUCUCUGCUUUGGGCUACCUGUCGAACAGCACCUGCUCAGUGUCACUUUAACUCACAAGCUCUUUGUGAGUAUGAGGGCAGAAGCUACUCUCUGGGGGAGAGCUGGAUGGAGAGUGGCUGUAUUCAGUGCACCUGCCUGCACCCUGUGGGAGUGGGCUGCUGUGAGACGGUCCACAGGCCGGUGGACUUCCCUGCCUGGUGCGAGGUGCGUGUGGAGGCUCUGACCUGCACCGUGCGUCUUGUGCAGAGCGCCGACCCCCGCUUGCCCUGUGUCUCCCACGGCAACAGCCUCGACCCCAGCCAUGGGACCCUGGGCAUGCAGCUGGGGAGAUAAGCAGCCAUCACCUCUCUACCUGCACUCGAGCCCACGACCCACCUGUCCAAUAUCAACCCUGCUUUGAGUCCGUCUGAAGACGUCUCAUGUGCUUCUGCAGUAUAGCCAUUUGAACUCACUCCAGAUCACUAUAAGGACUUCCAUCUAUCAGAAGUCCAUCGAUCCUGGCAAAUUGUUAUUGGUAUUCAACAGUUCAACAACCAAUCAAAUUCCAAGCUCCUGAAGCAAUUUCUUGAUUGGCUAAAAUGGAGCAUAGCUUAAUCCAAACCACCUUUUCUCAUUUACAAAGCCAGGAAACAACAGCUUUUGGAUUAUACACACAAAACAGUCCACUAGCUAGGGGACUAGUCUGCACCUUUAAUUGCCUGUGCUUGCAUAUUGCAUAUGCCCUCUGUUGCACCCAACUCUUGUUCCUAACUUGUUUCCCCAGAUGUGGACUGUCAAUUAGUCUCUAUGUUCGAAAAGUAUGAUUCCUUAUGUUUCCUGAAUGUACAAUACUAAUGCUAUUAGCCAUAGAAUCCACUGUGUUGAGCACAGGUGGAAAAGAAAGGGUGCAAAAAAAAAAAAAGGGUUCUUUUGUCCAAGCAACAGUUUGCACACAGCACACACACAUAUGCACUCACGCUAUUGUCCCUGUGUAAACUGCGUCGGCAAACACACACAGCACACGUGUAAUCUACCUGCUGCACACACGCACACAUUCAAAUGUAUAUCAUACAGUAUAUAAUCCCUUGUAGAAUAAGAUCAUACCAAUACAUAUGCAUGUCACCUGUGGUGUGAGCAAACACACACACACACAUGUACAUAAAUGCAUGUACAGUAAUAU
Alosa sapidissima (American shad) is the source of this 1280-nucleotide messenger RNA. It is a transcript of the gene msmp1, whose product is annotated as microseminoprotein, prostate associated 1. The record is from RefSeq and is a predicted model, not a curated record. Bases 86 to 454 code for a protein of 122 amino acids. NCBI's taxonomy places the organism in Eukaryota, Metazoa, Chordata, Actinopteri, Clupeiformes, Clupeidae. The transcript is spliced from 3 exons.